CAAAACGACUUGGAAUGACGUACGGAUCCUAUUUGUCCCAUAAGUCUGUAAGAUUUCCUCUUAAAUGUGUUGGAGGAAUUGAACAGAUUUAAAUGGAGUCUCAGUUCCGCCGUCUAAUAGGAUUUUGUCUUCCUGUCUUCUGGGGUACGUGACGUCUCACACGCAGGAAGCCGAGUAAUGGAUCGCGGUGAAUGUUAACACGAGGUAAAUUAUUAACUGGACCGAAAUCUGCUUCACAAAACGCUGGGUGUAAAAUAAAGAACGUAUUAUUUAUGUCACUCGAUCACGACAGUAAAGUCUGCGUAUUUAAAAUGCACGUUUCAUUUAUUUCAUUAACGCCGGCGUCAUUCUGAAUUCUUUCUACGUUUGUUUUCCGCGUUCAGUUUAGUUUUAUUGCCCUUGAUUUCUAAUCAGUCUGAACUUUGAGACAAAGCAACGAAGAUGGUUUUUAAACACGCAAGGAACUGCAUGAGAAACUGAAAUUGUGAGUAACUAAAUGUUUACGUCGAGCUUUAAGGCUACUGUGAUGAGCGAGUGUUAAUACUUUAUUUUGUUUAGAGCUUUUCGGCCUCGAGGUUCAGACGCUGACUUCAAACAUGAGUUUAUCUUCAACUAAAGACGUGAAACAAAGAAUAAGCGCAGCUGGUACGUACCUGAAGCGGGACUGGUCUAGAGAGCAACCUAUUAACUUGCCAGUGGAGGAGUCUUCUAGUCAUACACAAUCCCCAGAACUCGGCUGUGUGUCUGUGAAGAGCGACAUGUCAAGAGAACAACCAGUUGGUUUCCAGAAGGAAGACGCUAUUCCCAGGUCAAGGUUGUGUGACUGCGGGAUCACGGAGGCAGGCUGCAGCGCUCUGUCUUUAGCUCUGAGCUCAAACCCAUCCCACUUAAGAGAGCUGGAUCUGAGCAGUAAUAAAAUAAGCGACUCGGGAGUCAAGCUGAUUUCUGAUAAUCUGGCUGAUCCACAGUGCGUGUUAAAGAAACUCGGACUGUUUAACUGCGAGGUCACAGGUAAAGGCUGCGCUGCUUUGGUGUCAGCGCUGAUGUUGAACCCGUCACAUCUCAGAGAGCUGAACCUGGGUGGGAACGAUCUGACAAAGUCAGCGCUCGAUCUGCUGUUGGCUUUAGUGCAGGAUCCUUUCUGCGCCCUGGAUAAAUUAGACUCUGGGAUACAGCAUGCGUGAAAUUCUUUAUGGAAAUAGAUGAUGUUCGUCCUUAUUCCAGCAACAGAGCAAGUAAACACAGGAACGAAUACAAACUCCCUGCAUUUAACUCUUAACUGUUAACCAGCGAGUCAGUUUUGUGGAUUCAAAGGAUUUGCUGUGAUGUGUUUUUUUUUCCCUUCUUCUUAUUUUUAUUAUUUUGUAUUAAAAAUACAGACUAUAUUUCCAGCAUUAAUUCCAAGUGACUGUAAUUAUUUAAUCGUCCACUAGAGGGCGCUAGAUAGGCGGCUAAUACUGACUUGACAAAAACAUCAACAAAUUAAUGAAGGAAGCAGAUUCUGUCUUUGAAUUUGGUCAUUAUGAUGAUGGUGUUUUCACCAAACCUUUUUUUUUUAAGUGUAAAGAAAAUGAAUAAAUGUUGCUUUAUUUAUUUAGUAUGUGCUCCUGCUCACCAGAAUUCUGAGCAGCUCGUUUGAUUGGCUCAGUGUCUGGUACCUAUGUCUGGUACCUCACCUAUGUCUGGUACCUCACCAAUGUCUGGUACCUCACCUAUGUCUGGUACCUCACCUAUGUCUGGUACCUCACCUAUGUCUGGUACCUCACCAAUGUCUGGUACCUCACCUAUGUCUGGUACCUCACCUAUGUCUGGUACCUCACCAAUGUCUGGUACCUCACCUAUGUCUGGUACCUCACCUAUGUCUGGUACCUCACCUAUGUCUGGUACCUCACCAAUGUCUGGUACCUCACCAAUGUCUGGUACCUCACCUAUGUCUGGUACCUCACCUAUGUCUAGUACCUCACCAAUGUCUGGUACCUCACCAAUGUCUGGUACCUCACCUAUGUCUGGUACCUCACCAAUGUCUGGUACCUCACCAAUGUCUGGUACCUCACCUAUGUCUGGUACCUCACCUAUGUCUGGUACCUCACCUAUGUCUGGUACCUCACCUAUGUCUGGUAUAAGACAUUAACUUGGUUAACAUACGAAGUGAUGUAUUGUUUGAUGUAAUCUUUUGUUCUGUACAUAGCCUCUAUUCACCGAAGCUGUGUACUCUGUAAAUAAACGAAUGAAUAAAACUG
Molecule: messenger RNA, 2240 nt
Organism: Tachysurus vachellii
Lineage: Eukaryota; Metazoa; Chordata; Actinopteri; Siluriformes; Bagridae
Product: ribonuclease inhibitor-like
Exons: 7
Coding region: 597-1184 (195 amino acids)
Molecular function (GO): protein binding
Source: RefSeq, a predicted model, not a curated record